UUAUCUAUACACUGGGAGUGGAGAGAAGCGAGCAUGUUUUGGAAGCGUAGGAAGAGUGCGGUGGGAGUGUUUCUGGUUUGACGCGUUUUUCGUCAGAAUUCUGCAACGGUUGGGAUUCCGCCUUGGUUGGGAUUCUACUCCGGAAGGCAAGAUGCUGAAGUCCAAAACGUUCUUAAAAAAGACGCGCGCGGGCGGCGUGAUGAAGAUCGUGCGCGAGCACUACCUGCGGGAUGACAUCGGCUGCGGGGCGCCGGGCUGCGGGGCCUGCGGCAGGGCGCACGAGGGGCCGGCCCUGGAGCCGGAGCCCCGGGACCAGGCGAGCAGCCUCUGCCCGCUCCCGCACUACCUGCUGCCAGACACCAACGUGCUGUUGCACCAGAUUGACGUUCUAGAGGACCCCGCCAUCAGGAAUGUAAUUGUGCUGCAGACAGUCCUCCAGGAAGUGAGAAAUAGGAGCGCUCCCAUAUAUAAACGAAUCCGAGAUGUGACUAAUAACCAGGAGAAGCAUUUCUACACAUUCACCAAUGAGCAUCAUAAAGAAACCUACAUAGAGCAAGAGCAGGGAGAAAAUGCUAAUGACAGAAAUGACAGAGCCAUUCGAGUAGCAGCAAAAUGGUACAAUGAACAUUUGAAGAAAGUGUCAUCAGAAAAUCAGCUACAAGUUAUCCUAAUAACAAAUGACAAGAAAAACAAAGAAAAAGCUGUAGGAGAAGGAAUACCAGCUUUCACAUGUGAAGAGUAUGUAAAGAGCCUAACUGCCAAUCCUGAGCUUAUAGACCGUCUUGCUUGUUUGUCUGAAGAAGGGAGUGAAAUAGAAAGUGGGAAAAUAAUAUUUUCAGAGCACCUUCCCUUAAGUAAACUACAACAAGGCAUAAAAUCUGGUUCAUACCUUCAAGGAACAUUUAGAGCUAGCAGGGAAAAUUACUUAGAAGCUACAGUAUGGAUUCAUGGAGAUACUGAAGAAGAUAAAGAGAUAAUCUUACAAGGACUUAAACAUUUAAACAGAGCUAUUCAUGAAGACAUUGUGGCUGUUGAGCUUCUCCCCAAGAGUCAAUGGGUAGCACCAUCUUCUGUGGUUUUGCAUGAUGAAGGUCAAAAUGAAGAUGAUGUGGAGAAAGAAGAGGAGAGAGAACGCCUGCUUAAGACUUCUGUAAGUGAAAAAAUGUUAAAGCCUACAGGUAGAGUUGUAGGAAUAAUAAAAAGAAAUUGGAGACCAUAUUGUGGAAUGCUUUCCAAGUCUGACAUUAAAGAGUCAAGAAGGCAUCUCUUUACACCUGCUGAUAAGAGAAUUCCACGAAUUCGAAUAGAGACCAGACAGGCUUCUGCAUUAGAUGGACGGAGAAUUAUUGUUGCUAUUGAUGGUUGGCCCAGAAAUUCUAGAUACCCAAAUGGACACUUCGUAAAGAAUUUAGGUGAUGUUGGAGAGAAAGAGACAGAAACAGAGGUGCUGUUGCUUGAGCAUGAUGUUCCACAUCAGCCUUUUUCUCAGGCUGUUCUCAGCUUCCUGCCAAAGAUGCCCUGGAGCAUUACUGAAAAGGACAUGAAAAACCGAGAAGAUCUGAGGCAUCUGUGUGUUUGCAGUGUGGACCCUCCAGGAUGUACAGACAUAGAUGAUGCUCUCCAUUGUAGAGAACUCAAUAAUGGGAAUUUGGAGGUUGGUGUUCAUAUUGCUGAUGUUAGUCACUUUAUUAGACCAGGAAAUGCCUUGGAUCAAGAAUCAGCCAGAAGAGGAACAACUGUUUAUCUUUGUGAAAAGAGGAUUGACAUGGUUCCAGAGUUGCUUAGUUCCAACUUAUGUUCCUUAAGAUCUAAUGUUGACAGGUUGGCAUUUUCCUGCAUUUGGGAAAUGAAUCAUAAUGCCGAAAUCUUAAAAACAAGAUUUACCAAAAGUGUCAUUAAUUCAAAGGCUUCCCUUACAUACGCUGAAGCUCAGAUGAGAAUUGAUUCAGCAACCAUGAAUGACGAUAUUACCACUAGUCUCCGUGGACUAAAUAAACUAGCUAAAAUUCUAAAAAAAGGAAGAAUUGAAAAGGGGGCUUUGACUCUCUCUUCUCCAGAAGUUCGAUUCCACAUGGACAGUGAAACUCACGAUCCUAUAGAUCUACAGACCAAGGAACUGAGAGAAACAAAUUCCAUGGUGGAAGAAUUUAUGCUACUUGCUAAUAUUUCUGUUGCAAAAAAAAUUCAUGAAGAAUUUUCUGAACAUGCCCUGCUUCGAAAACAUCCAGCUCCACCACCAUCAAAUUAUGAAAUUCUUGUUAAGGCAGCUAAAUCCAAGAAUUUGGAAAUUAAAACUGAUACAGCUAAAUCUUUGGCUGAUUCUUUGGACCGGGCUGAAUCUCCUGCUUUCCCGUAUCUGAAUACUCUCUUAAGAAUCUUGGCCACUCGUUGUAUGAUGCAAGCUGUCUACUUCUGUUCUGGAAUGGAUAAUGACUUUCAUCACUAUGGCUUAGCAUCCCCAAUAUACACACAUUUCACUUCUCCUAUCAGAAGGUAUGCAGACAUAAUUGUUCAUCGACUAUUGGCUGUGGCUAUUGGAGCCGACUGUACUUAUCCAGAUUUGACAGACAAGCACAAGCUUGCAGAUAUAUGUAAAAAUCUCAAUUUCCGGCACAAAAUGGCUCAGUAUGCCCAACGUGCAUCUGUAGCCUUUCAUACUCAGUUAUUUUUCAAAAGCAAAGGAAUAGUAAGCGAAGAAGCCUACAUUCUGUUUGUAAAGAAGAAUGCAGUUGUGGUGUUAAUUCCAAAGUAUGGCUUAGAAGGUACAGUUUUUUUUGAAGAAAAAGACAAGCCAAAGCCACAGCUUAUUUAUGAUGAUGAGACACCUUCACUCAGAAUAGAAGGUACAGUGUUCCAUGUGUUUGAUAAAGUUAAAGUGAAGAUUACAUUAGAUUCAUCUAAUCUUCAACAUCAGAAAAUCCGCAUGGCCCUCAUAGAACCACAGAUACCAGGAAUUAACAUGCCUACUGAUACUUCAAACGUGGACCUUAAUGGACCAGGGGGAAAGAAGAGGAAACUUGAAAAGUAGCUACAUUCAACAGAAAACUUCGAAGAGACUGAUUUCCUUAAAAAAAAGAAUUUUUAAAAAGCAUACUUUUAUGUGUGUGAUAGUUAAUUUUGAGUACAUUUUUAAAUAAUUGUAAAUUUGCAUUUUUAUUGAAUUGUUGACUGGAUCUGUCUUACGUGGUUAUGAAAAAAUUAUGCAAAAAAUUCAGUUGACUAUCCAUCACUUAGUGAAAGGAUAGCAACUUCAGGGAUCUAUAAAAAUCAUUUAGAUGGAGCAUUCAUCUGCUCAUUAAAGAGCAGAUUAAUUUUGUAAGUAAUGUAGGAAAGAAACUAUCAUUUUCUGAGGAAAAAAGAACAUUUUUAGAAGUGAAGAAUUACUCUUUGUAAAUCUUAAACCGCCUUGGGCAUAUAAUCCUCUUUGCCACUUUAAUUUGCCUACUUACGACAUUGUGUUCCUAUAUGCAUUGAAAAGCCUUCUAUAUUCUACUAGUGGUCCUCAGACAGCUGUGAAUGUUUGGAACUUACAGGAAAACCAGAAACGGGGUAUUGUGACCUGACUGGGAAAAUAGUUAUUUUUUGUUAUUUAUUAGUCCUUAAUCUUCAGCUCCAGUAUCUCCCCAAAAUAAGGCAUUAGAGCUCAGCAGAAUAGAGGUGGUACUUUAAGUUCUACAACUGGUUAUAUAUAAAAAAAGAGAUGAUGGGAGACUAGAUAGAGAGAUGACUCAGCAGUUAAGAGCACUGACUGCUAUUACAGAGGACCCAGGUUUAGUUCCCAGCACCCACAUGAUGGCUAAUGACAGCCCCUAAUUCCAGUUCUAGAGGAUCCAAUGCCCUCUUACGGCUUCUGCAGGCAUUGCAUGCAUGUGGUGUACUUAUAUACAUGCAAGCCAAACGUUCAUACGCAAAAUAAAAAUUAAAAAAAAAAAGACUUAAAUUUCAGUUAUACCUGAUUAUAUAGAAGGGGGAGUAUAUUAAAGACAUUAAAAAGAACAAACUAUCUCAUUCGA
Molecule: messenger RNA, 4013 nt
Organism: Nannospalax galili (Upper Galilee mountains blind mole rat)
Lineage: Eukaryota; Metazoa; Chordata; Mammalia; Rodentia; Spalacidae
Gene: Dis3
Product: DIS3 homolog, exosome endoribonuclease and 3'-5' exoribonuclease
Exons: 21
Coding region: 152-3028 (958 amino acids)
Biological process (GO): rRNA catabolic process
Cellular component (GO): cytoplasmic exosome (RNase complex); nuclear exosome (RNase complex)
Molecular function (GO): RNA binding; 3'-5'-RNA exonuclease activity; endonuclease activity
Source: RefSeq, a predicted model, not a curated record